AUGGGAAAAAUCCAUUACAGUCAAGAGCCGGAUAAUCCUACAAAAUCUUGCAAGGCCAGGGGCUCGGAUUUACGUGUUCAUUUCAAGAAUACCCGGGAGACUGCACAGGCAAUCAAAAAGAUGCCGCUGAAACGCGCGAUCAGGUAUCUGAAGAACGUGAUUGACAAGAAGGAAAUCGUUCCUUUCCGGCGGUACUGUGGUGGCGUAGGACACAAGGCCCAGGCAAAAGCUUGGAAGCACACCCAGGGAAGAUGGCCGAAAAAGUCCGCUCAAUUUCUAUUACAGCUGCUGCGAAACGCGGAAAGCAAUGCCGAGUUCAAAGGACUGGAUACCGACCGAGUAAUUAUUGAUCACAUACAAGUGCAGAGGGCACCGAAGAUGCGCCGUAGAACGUAUCGAGCUCACGGAAGAAUCAAUCCUUAUAUGUCGUCUCCAUGUCACAUAGAGGUAAUCUUGACAGAGAAAGAAGACAUCGUUACAAAACCAUCAGACGAUGAAGCGUCGAAAAAGAAAAAGAAAGAGAGCAAAAAGAAACAGAAGCGACAAUUGGCUCGUGGUGAUUUCUCUAUAUAA
Soboliphyme baturini is the source of this 573-nucleotide messenger RNA. Lineage: Eukaryota; Metazoa; Nematoda; Enoplea; Dioctophymatida; Soboliphymatidae. The record is from the annotation of a GenBank genome assembly.